GCGCAUGCGCGGAGGGCGGCGGAGCGCUGGCAGCUGGGCUCGGAGGAACCGUCGCUCGCCCGGUCAUGUCGUACGGGCCGCUGGAUCCUUACCGGCCCGGGCCGACGGCCCCGCCGCGGGACUUCGGUGGCAUCAUUCAGACAUGCAGCGCCAACGUGCAGCGCAUCGCGCAGUAUACUGCUCAGAUAAAGAAUUUGAUGAGCCAGCUGGGAACCAAGCAGGACUCCAGCAAGCUGCAGGAAAACUUACAACAACUACAGCAUUCUGCAAACUGCUUGGCCAAAGAGACCAAUGAGUAUCUCAAAGAACUGGGGUCUCUACCACUUCCUCUGUCUGCUUCUGAACAGCGUCAACAGAGGCUUCAGAAAGAACGUUUAAUGAAUGAUUUCUCCGCAGCCUUAAAUAAUUUCCAAGCAGUACAGAGGCAAGUGUCAGAGAAGGAAAAAGAGACUGUAGCAAGGGCAAGAGCUGGCUCCCGUAUCUCUGCUGAUGAGCGGUUCAGAGAAGAGCAGCUUGUUUCAUUUGAUAGUGGUGAAGACUGGAGUCAAAUGCAGUCUCAAGAAGAAGAUGCAGCAAUAACUGAACAGGAUCUUGAACUUAUUAAAGAAAGAGAAACGGCGAUCAGGCAAUUAGAGGCCGACAUUUUGGAUGUCAAUCAGAUAUUUAAGGAUUUAGCCAUGAUGAUUCAUGACCAAGGAGAUAUGAUUGAUAGCAUAGAGGCAAAUGUGGAAAGUGCUGAAGUUCAUGUGGAAAGAGCCAGUGAGCAGUUACAGAGAGCUGCCUAUUAUCAGAAGAAAUCCCGUAAGAAGAUCUGCAUCCUGAUUCUUGGUCUUGCUGUGGCCUCCAUAAUCUUAGGAUUAAUUAUCUGGUGGACAGCAAAGUGAAAUCUUCACAUGGAACCUUGUCUCAUGGCUGAGAAUAUUUUUCCCCCAGCAUGAACAGGCAGACUAGUCUCGGAAAUGAAACCACCCUGAGAGAGCACAAGCUGGAACUACUUCUAGUAAUAGUUAUUAGCAACUAAUGUGCAGACAACUAGUGUUUGGAAUUAGUGAACCAUGGAGACAGUAUUUAUCAGUUUAUAUACAAAUUAUAUUGUUUUAUGUAACUAACAUCUUGUGGUUUUGCUUUCUGUAAUGGAUUAUUCCCUGUCCCAACUGUAUGCUGAAGUGUGAUCAAUAAUUGGAGAUGUCUUGUUUAAUUUGACAAAUGGCAGAAAUUUAACUUUUUAUAUGUACAGAUAACUCUGUUGGACUGGAAUAAGAAUGACAUUCAAAGAGGGCACAACACUGACUUUCAUUACCUUAAUCCAGCAGUUUCUCAAGUCUCCGGUAUCUGCCCCGUGGUUUUAUUAGUCUCUGGGUGGCUGUGGUUCUAAAUUCAGUUGAAGACAAAGAUGCCACUGCAGAUCUGAGAAGCAAGAAGUAUGCGUGGAUGAUAGUUGGAACCACUACGUGCUUGGGAACGGUCAGUUUAGCCUUGAGACUCACUGCUUUUAUUAAUUUUUGUGCAUGGUUGGGGUUGUUUUUUUUUUAAUGCACCAGUUGAGUACUGUAAGUCUAAGGACAUCCUGUCUAGCAGUGCAAUGUCAUUGAAGAAACUAGCUGAUGGUUUAUUAUUGAACACAUAAAUCUCUUCCAAUGCUGACUCUCAAAGCACUAAAAUACAAGUUGAGCUUCUUGCUCCUAAUUGAUUUUUCAGGGGGAAAGUGGUGCAAAGAUGAGGAAGCAGGCACCUAAGCUUACAGGCAAACAAGACAGCUGAGUAUUAGGAGAAAUCCUGCUUUGAAGGACUCUUGAAGCUUAUUGUAAUGUCUUAGUAAAUAUUGUGUGGCUUGUGAAUGUCUGUUAUUUUCCCUUCUUUAUGAAACAAAGUGCAGAAAUUGGCUGAGCAAAGUGCUAAGGUUUUGAGAUUGAGGAUGUGCGUGCAGAUUAAGGACUGCUGGUUUUAGCUGUCUUGCUAGCAGAGCUGGUCAGGACAUAGCAGCCACUCCCUGCUUUGUUGUAGCUCCAAACUGACCUGCACUGAGGGAUCAGUAAUCUGUCCAAAGCCCAACGUAGUGUGGUAAAUGCAUCAUACUGACCCAUUUUGUAUUUAACCCUUAUUCCGUGUCUCCUGUGUAAUAAAGUAAAUGUGAAAGCUGGGAAGGGAGGCUUGUUCUCCCAAUUGCACAUUGGUUUGCACUACUACGCCAUCAUUCCGUCUAAUAACUAUCAAUAAACACUUUUAAAAGCCUU
Gallus gallus (chicken) is the source of this 2234-nucleotide messenger RNA. It is a transcript of the gene STX12, whose product is annotated as syntaxin 12. Gene Ontology annotation, molecular function: SNAP receptor activity; SNARE binding. The coding region runs from base 66 to 884 and encodes 272 amino acids. Gene Ontology annotation, biological process: vesicle-mediated transport; vesicle fusion; intracellular protein transport. The transcript has 9 exons. Gene Ontology annotation, cellular component: synaptic vesicle; postsynaptic recycling endosome; synaptic vesicle membrane. NCBI's taxonomy places the organism in Eukaryota, Metazoa, Chordata, Aves, Galliformes, Phasianidae. The record is from RefSeq and is a predicted model, not a curated record.